Morus notabilis is the source of this 1239-nucleotide messenger RNA. RefSeq lists its product as uncharacterized. The coding region runs from base 1 to 1239 and encodes 412 amino acids. The record is from RefSeq and is a predicted model, not a curated record. NCBI's taxonomy places the organism in Eukaryota, Viridiplantae, Streptophyta, Magnoliopsida, Rosales, Moraceae. The transcript has 2 exons.
AUGGGUGUUCAGAAUCAGAAUAACAAUAAUAAUGAGCAACAGAGGGCAAUUCGGGAUUAUUUCAAACCCCCAAUUCAGGAACACUAUUCAGGUAUCCGGAGGCAGACCAUCAAUGCCAAAAAUUUGGAGCUGAAGCCUUCCUUGAUCUCGAUGGUUCAACAGAAUCAGUUUGGGGGAUUGCCCAAUGAGGACCCGAACACUCACUUGUCCAUGUUCUUGGAAGCGGCUGACACGGUGAAGAUUAAUGGUGUCACUGAGGGCACCAUCAAGUUGAAAUUGUUCCCAUUCUCUCUUCGGGACAAGGCUCGACAGUGGUUGAUGUCACUGCCAACAUGGAGUAUUGGCACUUGGGAAGAGAUGACUGAGAGGUUCUAUAAUGGGUUGAAUGGCCAAUCGAGGACUAUUGUUGAUAGCACUGCAGGUGGAUCAUUGAUGGCAAAGUCUAUUCCAGAGGCCUACAAUUUGCUUAAGGAAAUGUCUACCAACAGUUAUCAAUGGUCUUCAGAGCGUUCAAUACCGAAGAAAACUGCUGGUAUUCAUGAAGUGGGUCUGUUAAUUUCAUUGUCGGCACAGGUUUCAGCUUUGUCAAAUCAGAUUGUAGCCUUGACUAACAAAGAAGAGUCAUUUAGCAGAGAGGCAGUGGCAGGUGCCAGUACACUUUUUGCACAGGAUGAGUACACUCAAGAGCAGGUUCAAUUUGUGAACAACAGGAACUUUAACUAUAGGCCCAAUCAAUUGCCUAAUCGCUAUCAUCCUGGCUUGAGAAACCAUGAGAAUUUCUCUUAUGCCAACAAUAGGAAUGUUUUGCAACCUCUUCUGGGUUUCAACCAACAAGUGGUGGAAAAGAAACCUUUUGUGGAAGAUUUGUUGAGUACCUUCAUUGUUGAGACUAGAGGCAGGUUUAACAAGGAUGAGGCUAGACUUGACAACAUUGAGACACAUUGUAACAACAUGAAUGCAACCAUGAAGUCCCUUGAGGUGCAAAUCGGUCAAUUAGCCAAUGCGGUUAAGGGGCAAUCAUCCGGCAAGUUCCCAAGUGAUACGGAGCCUAAUCCCAAAGACCAUUGCAAGGCUAUCACCUUGAGAAGUGAGGAAGAAGUUGAGGCUCCUAAGCCCCAAGAGGAUAAAAUCAAGGAAGAAGAGGUAGGAUCAGAGCAACCAAAGGAGAGUGUAAGGCCUAAGUCGAUCUCUUUUCUGGAUAAUCCUCCUCUCAUCGCUCUUACCCUCCCGUAUCCGUAA